This is a messenger RNA of Vombatus ursinus (common wombat), 2571 nucleotides long. Its product is annotated as beta-2 adrenergic receptor. The coding region runs from base 318 to 1532 and encodes 404 amino acids. Lineage: Eukaryota; Metazoa; Chordata; Mammalia; Diprotodontia; Vombatidae. Gene Ontology annotation, cellular component: membrane. Gene Ontology annotation, biological process: negative regulation of smooth muscle contraction; adenylate cyclase-activating adrenergic receptor signaling pathway; norepinephrine-epinephrine-mediated vasodilation involved in regulation of systemic arterial blood pressure. The transcript has a single exon. Gene Ontology annotation, molecular function: beta2-adrenergic receptor activity; norepinephrine binding. The record is from RefSeq and is a predicted model, not a curated record.
UGAAGUCCGGGGCGCAUAGCGGGCUCGGAGCACUUGCAGUACGCGGGCUCGCUCGGAGUAAGCUGCCGCUGUUCACUGUUCCUAAGCUCAGACCAGCAGACCAGGGCGCGCCCUGCUUUUCUCCUUCCCUCCGCUGCUGGCAGUCCUGCGCACCUUACGGAGGCUGAAUGACGGGUCCUUGUCGGGUCAGCAGUUGCUUAGGACUCUCAGGGAGCUGAGCCCCUGCCAAGAAGAGAUUGGCAGCGGGGCACUCUCAGUCAAGGCUUGCGGACCUCCAGGGACGGCCCCGCCCCCUGGGGGGGACAGCUUGGGGGGCCAUGUCUGCCAACUUGAGCCACAGCUUUCUAAACACCACUACUCAGAAGAGUGAAGCGUGGAUGGUGGGCUUGGGCAUUGUCAUGUCCAUCAUAGUCCUGGCCACUGUCUUUGGCAACGUGCUGGUCAUCACAGCCAUCGCCAGGUUUCAGCGUUUGCAGACUGUCACUAACUACUUCAUCACAUCACUGGCUUGUGCUGACCUGGUUAUGGGGCUGGCCGUGGUACCUUUUGGUGCCAGUCACAUCCUCAUGGAAAUGUGGAACUUCGGGAACUUUUGGUGUGAGUUCUGGACCUCCAUUGAUGUUCUGUGUGUCACAGCCAGCAUUGAGACCCUCUGUGUUAUUGCUGUGGACCGCUACUUCGCCAUCACAGCACCCUUUCGGUACCAGAGUCUGCUUACCAAGGGCAAGGCCAGGGUGGUCAUCCUAGUGGUCUGGGUGGUAUCGGCCCUCACCUCCUUCCUGCCCAUUCAGAUGCACUGGUAUCGUGCCAGCCACAAGGAAGCUCUCUUGUGUUAUGAGGAGGAGACCUGCUGUGACUUCUUCACUAAUCAGGCUUAUGCCAUCGCUUCCUCUAUUGUGUCCUUCUACGUGCCUCUGGUGAUCAUGGUAUUUGUGUACUCCCGGGUUUUCCAGGUGGCCAAGAAGCAACUUCAGAAGAUUGAUAAAUCUGAGGGCCGCUUUCAUGUCCAGAACAGCAGUCAGAUGGAGCAGAAUGGAAGGACAAGUCACCGAAGGUCUUCCAAGUUCUGUUUGAAGGAACAUAAAGCUCUUAAGACUUUGGGUAUCAUCAUGGGGACUUUUACCCUCUGUUGGCUGCCUUUCUUCAUUGUCAACAUUGUCCAUGCAAUACAGGACAACACUGUCCCCAAAUAUGUGUACAUUUUUCUGAACUGGGUGGGCUAUGCCAACUCAGCCUUCAACCCGCUGAUCUACUGUCGGAGUCCCGACUUCAGGUAUGCCUUUCAGGAGCUCCUCUGUUUCAGGAGGUCAGCCCUGAAGCUCUAUGGCAAUGGCCACUCCAGCAACAGCAAUGGGAGGAGUGAGCCCAAUGGGGAGCACGGGAGCUAUCCCACUGAACAGGAGAAGGAGAUGGAGCUGCUGUAUGAAGACCUCCCAGGCACUGAAGGCUUUUUGAACUGUGCAGGUACUGUGCCUAACGCUAGCGCCGGCUUAGAGAGCCAGGAUCAGACUCUGGAUGAUACCCCCUUGUGACUGUCUCUCUGGUUGGUAAAAACCCUCAGCAAACCAAGCAAGGUGGGGAAAAAGAAAAAAACAAUUUUUUAAAGAACAACAACCAAAAAAAUCAAUCCAGCAAAAACAAUUCAUCACAAACCCCCAAACACUAAGCCUACUCUAACUUGUGGUCUAGAAAUGUCUAGUCAGCCUAUAGAGAGAUGGGCAGGAGGGAGGAGGACAGUUUUAGGCUAUUUAUUGCUUUUAAAUUAUCAGGAAACAGAACAACUCACCCACCGGUUCUAGGGAUUCCUCAUUUCUGUAAUAGUUGGGUUCUGCCUGGAAUGGAGUUUGGAAGUGUAUAUCCACUUCAAGGGUCUCAGACCUUGAGGACCUGGGUCUCGUUUGGAUGGCUUUCUCAUAGAUCUACCUCAUUUGUCAAGUAUUAGGGUUAGCAUACUUCUACUUGGGACAUCUAUCUGGAGGAGCAGGCCUUCCCCCAGGGCUUUGUGGAUGGAUGCUCCAGCUGGACCUGGCUGUCAAUGUGGAUUCAUCUCCUCCUCUUAUUUGCUCACACGGGCAGUUGGAGGCAGGGACAUAGAGGGGGCAGCUUCUGCUGUUGAAUGAGCAAAGUCUAAAGUUUACAGUAAAUAAAUUGUUUUGCUAUGACAUUACUGCACCUGUUUGUCCAAAUCCCCCAGCGGAACAUUCUUGUUGGAAACCACAGGUAACUGUUUGUAAUAACUGUCCGGUGACUUAAUGGUGAAUUAAUAGCAAUAAUAAUAAGACUUCACAUUUCUGUGGUGUUUGCCAGUUUUACCUAGUGCUAUCCCCCACAGCUUUGUGAGGUGUGCAGGGGAAAUAUCAUCUCUAUUGUAUUGAGGAGCUCAAGGCUCCGGAGGUGAAAGAAAGGACUUGCCUGUGGUCAUACCGCUACAAAGUGUGGAUAGGGACUUGAACCUAGGGCUUCUGCUCUAGCUCCAGUCUUCCUUUUUUGAUAGCGCACUUCCUGGAAUUACAUUUGCACAUAGCUUAAGUCUGUUGGCAUUGAGUGUUAUAAUAAACACAUCUCAAGUGA